AAAGUCCUAUUUAAUUUGAAAAAUCUGGAGAUAUACAUUUACUUGAAAUUCAAAUAUUUUUGUUAUCAAUUGUUGGGUACAUGCCAAAUUGACAUAAAAACAUGGGAUUAGAUUUCUUGGUUUUGAAUGGAAGAAAAAUAAGAAAGUGAAGAGUAAGGGGCGACGUGUGUGAUGAGUAAAAGGGAGUUUAAAAAAUGUGUUUUACUUUAAUAUGUUAGCAGUUUCUUUAAGUGUUGGGUGGUUGUGAAUCUCUUGAUUUCUUUUGUUUGACAGUAAAGUUUGGUUUGAAUCUGGUAGACUUAUCUUCACUACACCCGUUGAUGUUUGGUAAAUCAAGAGGACUUGCAUAUCCAUAAAUUCAUGCAGUACAAGUGUUCUAUUAAAUGCCUCGAGAUUUUUGGUGUAACAUAUAGCAAAUUUGAGAAUGGAGGGCAUUGAAAAUCUUGUUUCGGCUAGAAAUCUUUUGAAGGGCAGCCUGGAAAAAUCAAGAGAUAUAGCUUUUGAACUCAAUAAGAUUAGUCCAAGAUUGGAAAAAUCUAACCAAAGAUUGUCAUUUCUUGAAAAUUCUAUGAAAGAUAUGGCAUGUAAAUGCAGGCUUUACGAGAUUAGGAGCCACGUUGAUAGCGCAAUAGGCCCUGCUGCAGGUGUUUUGAGGAUAUUGGACGUGGUUUAUGAGCUCGAAGAUUCACUUGUGGCUGACCCUGAUUCUGACUUGUUCGCAUAUAUUGCAACUGUCAAACGCCUUGAAGACGCACUAAAGCUUCUUACUGAUAAUUCUGAGUUGGUGAUUCUGUGGCUGGAAGAUUUGGUGCAGUUUUUGAAGAACAUUGAAGUUUCUGAUGAUCAUUGGUACCUAAUCAAUAUGUCGAAGGCAUUGGAUAUACUAUGGGAACUGCAUUCAAUGGGGCAAAACGGUAAGGUUCUGCUGGCUGCACUCGAGAACCUGGAGAAUGAAUACAGGCAUAUUUUGACAGAAUACAGUUUUCCAUUUCCACUGUGUUCGUUGUUGCCCUCACCCAAAGGGAAAGCAAGCAUAUUACCAGUGUCUUUGCCACUGCCUGUCGUUGAGAAGUUACAAGCCAUAACAGAGAAAUUAGCUUCCAAUAAUCGACUUGAAAAUUGCGUGUCCAUCUAUGCACAAGUCCGAAGUUCAAAUGUACGAGCAAGUUUACAAGCCCUUGAUGUGGAUUACUUACAUAUACAAUUGUCUGAAUUUGACAGCGCGCAAACUGCAGAGAGCUACAUGGAUUUGUGGGAUAAGCACCUCGAAUUUGCUGUGAAACAUCUGCUCGAUAAGGAGUACCAUCUUUGCAGUGAAGUCUUUGGGAAGGCCGGAUCAGAUGUCUGGAUGCAUUGCUUUGCAAAGCUCGCGAUACAAUCUGGAAUCAAUGAUUUCAUCAAAUUUGGUGACACAAUUACUAAAUGUAAGAAGGAUGCAAUCAAGCUUCUAAAGUUGUUGAAGAUUUUUGCAACUCUGAACAAACUGAGAUUGGAUUUCAACAGGCUCUUCAGUGGGAAAUUCUGUGUUAAGAUUCAAACUCAGACGAGGGAUCUUGUUAAGAAAGUAGUUACUGGUGUGUGUGAAAUUUUUUGGGAACUUUGCAUCCAAGUCGAGUUGCAAAGGCAGUCCAGUCCACCACCUGAUGGCAGUGUCCCAAGGCCCGUGUGCUUCGUGACUGGAUAUUGUAACCAGCUUCUUGAAGACGAGAAUAGGUCAGUUCUAAUCCAAGUUCUGGAGAUAUAUCAAGUUUGGAACCACGAAAGUUGCGAAGAGGAAGUUCUUUUCAAUGAGAUUCACAGCGUAAUGAGAGAACUUGAGCUCAAUUUGGAGUCUUGGGCAAAGGCAUACAAGGAAACUGCCCUGUCCUGUCUUUUUAUGAUGAAUAGUUAUUGGUUCUUCUUUAAUAACAUCAAAGGAACCAAACUUGGAGAUCUGAUGGGGGAUUCUUGGCUUAGAGGAAAUGAAGAAUACUUUGAAUACUACGCAACACUGCACAUGAGAGAAAGUUGGGAAAAACUUCCGGUGCUUUUACAAGAAGAAGGCCUAAUCUUGUUCCCAGGGGGUAGAGCCAUUGAUCGAGAAUUGGCGAAGAAACGAAUUAAUUCGUUUAACGAGGCCAUUGACGAUAUGUAUAAGAAGCAAUCUAAUUGGAUUUUGUCUGAUAAAGGGUUGAGGUUAAGAAUAUGCCAGCUUGCGGUGCAGACUGUUGUUCCACCUUAUAAGAAUUACCUGCAAAAAUGCGCGUACGGGAUAGAAAAUGAGGUCGGAACAGGCGGCGAUUUUAAGUACACUGCUGAGAGCUUAGAAUAUUUGAUCAAUUCUUUUUUCCAACAGAAAGUUGGGAAAUUUGAUGGCACAAAAUGCACAGAUUUGAUUAGAAUCAAGAAUGCAGUUAUCAAUCACUUCUCAUUGCCUGCUGCUGCAUAAUUGUACUGUCUUGUUUUCCUGUCCAAGAAUAUAAUGUUUUAGCCUUGUAACUAGAUCUUUAAUCCUUAAAUUAUGCUAAGAGGAGUCGUGUUAAAAAAUUUAAUUUAUGUUGGUCUAAUGUUUCUGCAGAAUGUGAUAUGAUAAAAGAAAAUGCAAUCAUCAAGAAAAUACU
Olea europaea var. sylvestris is the source of this 2600-nucleotide messenger RNA. Its product is annotated as exocyst complex component EXO70A1-like. Gene Ontology annotation, molecular function: phosphatidylinositol-4,5-bisphosphate binding. Gene Ontology annotation, cellular component: exocyst. Bases 425 to 2428 code for a protein of 667 amino acids. Lineage: Eukaryota; Viridiplantae; Streptophyta; Magnoliopsida; Lamiales; Oleaceae. Gene Ontology annotation, biological process: exocytosis. The record is from RefSeq and is a predicted model, not a curated record. The transcript has a single exon.